This is a messenger RNA of Westerdykella ornata, 869 nucleotides long. Its product is annotated as ribosomal protein L34e. Lineage: Eukaryota; Fungi; Ascomycota; Dothideomycetes; Pleosporales; Sporormiaceae. The transcript is spliced from 3 exons. Bases 42 to 386 code for a protein of 114 amino acids. The record is from RefSeq and is a predicted model, not a curated record. Gene Ontology annotation, molecular function: structural constituent of ribosome. Gene Ontology annotation, cellular component: ribosome. Gene Ontology annotation, biological process: translation.
UGCAGGAACCCUCAUUCUGAUUCUCCGGGAACAUCGUCGCGAUGCCGAACACCAGACUUACCUAUCGCCGAAGGGCUCCCUACAACACCUCGAGCCAGAAUGUUCGUGUGAUCAAGACCCCGGGAGGCAAGCUCCGGUACCUGCACAUCAAGAAGAGGGGCUCUGCACCCAAGUGCGGUGACUGCGGCAUCAAGCUCGCUGGUAUCCCCGCCCUCCGCCCCCGCGAAUACGCCACCGUCAGCCGCCCCAAGAAGACCGUUCAGCGUGCCUAUGGUGGUUCUCGCUGCGCCAACUGCGUUCAGGACCGCAUUGUCCGCGCAUUCCUGAUCGAGGAGCAGAAGGUGGUGAAGAAGGUGCUCAAGGAGUCGCAGCAGAAGAAGCGCUAAGCGCCGGAAGGGAGCUGGAGAGGAAUGGACGUCGUCAAUGAGGAACACCGGUGUUAUGGGCAUUAUGGGCCGUUUCCUAUUCCAGGCCGGGUUUUAGGGUUCAAUGCACACAAAGCGAUACCUACAUCACUUUUGCGGGUCCACCAGGGACAAGCGACUGGGUAGGAGAAUCAAUGUCAGUGAAAAGUCACGCAUAAGGCUGUCUUUCUUGGGUGAUGCGAGAGAGGAGGUGGGUGCGAGAGGAUGGAAGCACUGCUCGCAAGACAGACCCGCGGUAUGGCAAUUACAUUGCGAAGAAUUGAGCCUCCGGUUUCCAUCCGUAUGUGCAGGACUUCGGUGCAACCCGAUAUUCGGUCGAUUGUAUGCUGUCCGUUGAGGACCGGCGCUGAAAGAUGUCGUCCAGUUCACCUAUGUUCAGGGUGAUUGGUUGUGUCCAGCACCAUAAGCAGUACUGCAAUGCGUCAACAGCCUUGAACAGCCGCU